UUGGUGGUUCUCCAAUUCCGUAUCGAAAAUCUUCUUCAGGUCAGACGAUCUGAAGCCGAUCGCUGUAGAAUCAGUUUCGUGCUGCGCAGUUUCUCCAGUUUCCUCUCACUUAAGAUCUUUCAGAAGGAAAUUCACUUACGGAGAGGGACUUUUUCGUAGACGAUUCUCACUGGAUUAUCUAUCACCUGGUAAGAUCGUCUUACUCGAAAAUAAUUGAAAAGCUUAGGUAUUGAAUCAAGAAACUGUGAAUCGGAGAGGCUUAGUUUUUGAAGAGAUCUAAACCAUCGUAGAAGAUCGUCUCAAAUAUCUGUUGUUGAUCCGAAGGACGAAACAGUGUUUCAGAAGUUACCAAUUUUGAUUAGAUCACUUGAGAAAGCUACGGAUUUACAGAGGCGGAUCUGUCCAGGUCGGCACUGUGAAAGAGAACUACACUAGUUUUUUUUCCAGAGGAUAUGAAGCUUCCUUGAACGAAUCUGAUUCUAGGUACUCAUUGAAGAGAAUCUGGGAUUGUAUUGAUCUGGUCCCUUUGCUUCCUGUUUCGCUAUAACUUUGACAAGUGUUGUAGGUGAUAAGUUGUGAUCAAUAAUGGGUACGGAGAAUCAGGGCUAUCCAAAUUUUCCUGCUAGACCUGCCUCCUCUCCAUUCGCAUCUGCUCCGCCACCGGGGAUUCCUCCUCAAUCCGGUGGACCACCCACUGGAUCAGAUGCGGUUGGCUUUAGACCUUUUACACCAUCUGCAUCCCAACCUACAAGACCUUUCACAGCUUCUGGUCCUCCUCCGGCUCCACCAGUGGGUGCGAUGAGGCCUGGCCAGCCUUCUCCUUUUGUUUCUCAGAUUCCAGGGAGUAGACCUCCACCGCCAUCAUCGAAUUCAUUUCCUUCUACAGCAUAUGGUCCUCCUGGUGGUGCCUCUUUUCAGCGUUAUCCAUCCCCGCAAUUCCCGACUACACAAAACCCUCCUCAGGGUCCACCACCACCUCAAACUCUUGCAGGUCACUUAUCUCCUCCACCGUCUCUUCGCCCACAGCAACCAAUGGCACCUGUAACAAUGGGACCUCCUCCACAAAGUAUGACUUCUGGGCUACCUGGAGCAAAUGCUUCUCCCCCUGCUACAGAUUAUCAUAUGCCUGCCAGGCCUGGUUUUCAACAGUCGAUGCCUCCAGUUACUCCGUCUUAUCCUGGCGUGGGCGGUUCACAGCCAUCUUUUCCUGGUUAUCCCAGCAAGCAGCAGGCUCCGAUGCCAUUCCAGACAUCUCAAGGUCCCCCGGGACCCCCUCCAGUCUCAUCAUAUCCUCCUCACACAGGAGGUUUUGCUCAGCGCCCAAAUAUGGUAGCACAGCAGAAUCUACAUCCAAGCUAUGCACCUCCUCCCAGUAACGUACAAGGCUUGACUGAAGAUUUUAACUCGCUAUCUCUUUCAUCUAUUCCUGGAUCGCUGGAACCAGGACUUGAUCAUAAAUCAUUCCCAAGGCCAUUGGAUGGUGAUGUGGAGCCAAGUUCAUUUGCUGAAAUGUACCCAAUGAAUUGCCAUUCUAGAUAUCUACGACUGACGACUAGUGCUAUACCAAAUUCCCAGUCUCUGGCUUCGAGGUGGCAUUUACCUCUAGGAGCUGUGGUUUGUCCACUUGCCGAGACUCCUGAAGGGGAGGAGGUACCACUUAUUGAUUUUGGCUCAACCGGCAUCAUCCGCUGCAGAAGAUGCCGUACCUAUGUGAAUCCUUAUGUGACUUUCACAGAUUCUGGAAGAAAGUGGCGGUGUAAUAUAUGUUCUAUGCUUAAUGAUGUACCUGGUGAAUACUUCUCACAUUUGGAUGCUACUGGCCGAAGAAUGGAUAUGGAUCAACGACCUGAGCUGACUAAGGGCAGUGUUGAAAUCAUUGCUCCAACUGAAUACAUGGUCCGGCCUCCGAUGCCACCUAUCUACUUCUUCCUCAUUGAUGUUUCGAUUUCAGCUACUAAAAGUGGGAUGCUUGAGGUUGUUGCCCAAACGAUUAAGUCUUGUUUGGAUAACCUGCCUGGUUAUCCCAGAACUCAAAUUGGAUUUAUUACUUAUGACAGCACGUUACAUUUUUACAACAUGAAGUCAUCUUUGAGCCAGCCGCAGAUGAUGGUUGUAUCGGAUCUAGAUGAUAUAUUUGUCCCAUUGCCAGAUGAUCUCCUUGUCAAUCUAUCUGAAUCUAGAACUGUGGUGGAAGCCUUUUUGGACAGUCUACCUUUGAUGUUUCAAGAUAAUGUCAAUGUGGAAUCGGCUUUUGGCCCAGCUCUCAGAGCGGCAUUUAUGGUUAUGAACCAACUUGGGGGCAAGUUGCUAAUUUUCCAGAACUCGUUACCUUCUCUUGGUGCUGGGCGGUUAAAGUUGCGGGGAGAUGAUCCUCGUGUCUAUGGAACUGACAAAGAAUAUGCAUUAAGGGUAGCUGAAGAUCCCUUCUACAAGCAAAUGGCUGCCGAUUGUACCAAGUUCCAGAUAGGAAUUAAUGUUUAUGCAUUCAGUGAUAAGUACACUGAUAUUGCCUCCUUAGGGACUCUGGCAAAAUACACUGGAGGACAGGUGUACUAUUAUCCAGGUUUCCAAUCAUCUGUUCAUGGAGAUAAGUUAAGACACGAGCUGGCUAGAGACCUUACAAGGGAAACUGCGUGGGAGGCGGUUAUGCGAAUAAGAUGUGGAAAAGGAAUUCGUUUCUCGUCCUACCAUGGGAACUUCAUGCUAAGGUCUACUGACCUGCUUGCUCUUCCUGCUGUUGACUGUGACAAAGCGUAUGCAAUGCAGCUAUCUCUUGAGGAGACAUUGCUAACAUCCCAGACUGUAUAUUUCCAAGUGGCUUUGCUAUAUACUGCCUCUUGCGGAGAGAGACGUAUAAGGGUACACACAUCUGUUGCACCAGUGGUUACAGAUCUUGGGGAGAUGUAUAGACAAGCAGACACUGGUUCCAUUGUGUCUUUAUAUGCUAGAUUAGCAAUUGAGAAAUCUUUGUCCGCAAAAUUGGAUGAUGCACGGAAUGCAAUACAGCAAAAGAUUGUUAAAGCCCUCAAAGAAUAUCGUAAUCUUCACGCGGUGCAGCAUCGCUUGGGGUCCAGAUUAAUAUACCCAGAGUCUCUGAAGUUCUUGCCAUUGUACGGAUUGGCAAUUACUAAGUCCACUCCUCUUCUAGGUGGGCCUGCUGAUACUUCUCUUGAUGAGCGCUGUGCUGCAGGCUUCACCAUGAUGGCUCUGCCUGUCAAAAAGCUAUUGAAGCUUUUAUAUCCCAAUUUAUUCCGUGUUGACGAAUGGCUCUUAAAGCCAUCAACAGACCACGAUGACUUUAAGGACGUAUUAAGGAGAUUGCCUCUGGCUGCAGAGAGUUUGGAUUCUAGAGGCCUUUACGUAUAUGAUGAUGGUUUUCGAUUAGUUUUGUGGUUUGGCCGGAUGCUUUCACCUGACAUUGCUAAAAAUCUUCUUGGGGGCGACUUUGCAGCAGAGCUCUCAAGGGUUACCUUUCAAGAGCAAGAGAAUGGGAUGUCGAAGAAGCUAAUGAGGUUGGUAAAGAAACUGAGGGAGAGUGAUCCUUCAUAUCACCCCAUGUGUUUUCUAGUGAGACAAGGAGAACAACCCCGAGAAGGCUUCCUUCUCCUCAGAAAUCUCAUUGAGGACCAGAUGGGCGGUUCGAGUGGUUAUGUUGAUUGGAUUCUACAACUUCACCGCCAAGUUCAACAAAACUAAGAUAGCUCACAAUGACAACCCUUGGAUGCCAGGAUGCACCUCUUUGUUACCAUUGAAGAACUCUUGAACUCAAAAAUCUUCUACUUAAGCAGGAUCAUGGCGGCCUGCUUCCUUGGGCCUUAAUGUGUUGUUUUGGAAAAAAGAAGUGCUAUUUUA
Molecule: messenger RNA, 3852 nt
Organism: Arabidopsis arenosa
Lineage: Eukaryota; Viridiplantae; Streptophyta; Magnoliopsida; Brassicales; Brassicaceae
Source: the annotation of a GenBank genome assembly